This is a messenger RNA of Manis pentadactyla (Chinese pangolin), 4709 nucleotides long. RefSeq names its product zinc finger protein 180 (gene ZNF180). The record is from RefSeq and is a predicted model, not a curated record. NCBI's taxonomy places the organism in Eukaryota, Metazoa, Chordata, Mammalia, Pholidota, Manidae. Gene Ontology annotation, molecular function: RNA polymerase II cis-regulatory region sequence-specific DNA binding; DNA-binding transcription factor activity. The transcript has 5 exons. Gene Ontology annotation, biological process: regulation of transcription by RNA polymerase II. The coding region runs from base 611 to 2602 and encodes 663 amino acids.
GCGUUCAGUUUUCACCGCCGCUCCUGGGCGUCCAGCGGGUCCCAGGGCCAGCCUUUCCCAAGGCAACCACUCCCAACACAUCGGUGCCUUGGCUUCGGGCCUCCGAGUCCGCUUUGCGUGCCGGCGUCCUGCAAAAACUCGGACACGCACAGUCGCAGCCCCAGCUGGUACCCCAACCUGACUUCCAGUUCCCAUCCAGCCCCGGCUCCGCGCCCACCUCCCCUGAGGUGCUGAAACCCAACGCGUUGUGGCCCGUGCCGCUGAGGCUUCUGGGAGUUGUAGUUCUUGCUCGCCGAGUCCAAAUGCACUUCCGGGUUCGGCCAGAAGCGCAGCCAUUGUCCCGCGCGCGGACGCCUGCUGUCGCCGCUCACCUUGGCCCCUGGGAGGUUAGCCCGGGCGGCCUUGCGGAUGCCGACCAGGGGAGAGGGCCAAACUAGCUUAAUCCGAGUGUGUGGUGCGCAGAAUCGGGGCAGAGGGUUGCUUCACCCGAGCUCGUCCUGCCGCAGAGCCGUGCCGGGCACUGAGAAGGGGGGGACAGUCGGGCCUGGGCCGCGAGCCCCUGGACGCCCAGCUCAGGACCUCAGGCCCCUGCCCGUGCCUGGAGGGGAGCAUGGAGGAGCAGGAUGAGAAGCCCCCAGGGCCCCUGAAGGCCUGUGUACAGGACUCUCUCCUUCGUCAAGAGAUUAUUGUCAAGGUUGAGAGAGAAGAUGCUGGAUCACUGGCCAUCAAAUCCCAGGAAGGCGUGAACUUCAAAAUUGUGGCUAUGGACUUCACUCAGGAGGAAGAGAGCACCUUGAACCUUGCUCAGAGGACCCUGAAUAGAGAUAUGGUACUGGAUAACCACAGGGACCUGGUCUCUUGGGACUUGGCAACUGCACUUGGAAGAAGAGAAUCAAUAUCAAAACAGAGCAUUUUUAAUGAUGAACCAUCCCAUAGAGUGAAGGUAGAAAAGUUGACAAGAGAUGAUCCUUGCUUAUCUUCAUGUGAAGAAGUUCAGGAUUGUAAUGAGCAGUUGGAGAAGCAACAGGAAAAACAGGAGAGAGUUUUGAAGGAAUUGGCAUUUACUCACAGAAAAGCUAUUACUCAUGAGAGAGUCUGCAAAGAUGAUGAACUUGAGAAGAGUGGUCUGAAUUCUAGUCUUCUUUCAUCCCAGAUGAUCCCCAUAAGAAACCAUUUUCAUAAACAUGCCUCACAUGUUAAAAAAUUACAUGAUAAUUCUAUUGUAAACACUCAUCGGAUGAUUAAUGAUGAUGAAAAGCUCUGUGAAAAUAGUGAAUGUGGAAACUGCCCCCAGAGUAUUCACCUUAUUCAGUUUAGAAGAACUCAGACAGAAGACAAAUCCUAUGAAUUCAGUGACAGUAUUCAAUCUUUUAGCCAUAGUACACCCUUAAAUAUACAGGAGAAAAUACAUGCAAGAGGAAGAUCUUUUGAUUUUAAGGAAUGUGGGCAAGUGUUGAACCACAGACUAUCUCAUAGUGAUCAACAGAAAAUCCCUGUUGAAGAAAGUCAAUAUAAAUGUGAAACAUCCCAAAGUUCAUCCCUUGCUCCAAACAUGAGAAAUCAUUCUGAAGAGAAACCAUUUGAAUGUAAUCAGUGUGGGAAAUCCUUCAGCUGGAGCUCUCAUCUUGUUGCACAUCAGAGAACUCAUACAGGUGAGAAACCUUAUGAAUGUAAUGAAUGUGGAAAAUCCUUCAGCCGGAGCUCGCACCUUGUUUCCCAUCAGAGAACUCAUACUGGAGAGAAACCUUAUAGAUGCAAUCAGUGUGGGAAAUCCUUUAGCCAGAGCUAUGUUCUUGUUGUGCACCAGAGAACUCAUACUGGAGAGAAGCCUUAUGAAUGCGAUCAAUGUGGAAAGUCAUUCAGGCAGAGCUACAAACUUAUUGCACAUCAGAGAACUCAUACUGGAGAGAAGCCCUAUGAGUGCAAUCAAUGUGGGAAAUCAUUUAUCCAGAGCUAUAAGCUUAUUGCACAUCAAAGAAUUCAUACUGGAGAAAAACCCUAUGAAUGCAAUCAGUGUGGAAAGUCCUUUAGUCAAAGUUACAAACUUGUUGCCCAUCAGAGAACUCACACGGGAGAAAAACCUUUUGAAUGUAAUCAGUGUGGAAAAUCCUUCAGUUGGAGCUCUCAGCUUGUUGCACAUCAAAGAACUCAUACUGGAGAGAAACCCUAUGAAUGUAAUGAGUGUGGAAAAUCUUUCAACCGCAGUUCUCACCUUGUUAUGCAUCAGAGAACCCAUACUGGAGAAAAGCCCUAUGAAUGUAAUCAAUGUGGGAAGUCCUUCAGCCAGAGUUAUGUUCUUGUUGUACAUCAGAGAACUCAUACUGGAGAAAAGCCCUAUGAGUGCAAUCAGUGUGGUAAAUCUUUCAGGCAGAGUUCAUGUCUUACUCAACAUCAGAGAACUCAUACUGGAGAGAAGCCCUAUGAAUGUAAUCAAUGUGGAAAGACAUUCAGCUUGAGUGCUCGACUUAUUGUACAUCAAAGAACUCAUACUGGAGAGAAACCUUUUACAUGUAAUCAGUGUGGGAAAGCUUUCAUUAAUAGCUCUAAACUUAUUAGGCACCAGGCAACUCAUACUGAAGAGAAACCUUAUGAAUGUAGCUAGUUUGGAAAUAUUUCAUCCAGAGUAUAGUCCCCCCACUUUUUUUUUCUUUUAAGGGAUUAUAUGUAUUGGAAAGAACUACCAUGAAAGCAAUAUAUGUGGGCAAGCUUUCAAUUAGCCCUUUGUUAUUGUGAAUUGGAAAUAUGUUCUGGAGAAGAAAAAACUAUGAAUCACACAUUUCACUUAAUUCCAUAUAAAAAAGAAAUCAGACUUGGCCUUUAUGAUACAUUCCCACAAAAGUAAUAAGUAUUGGCACAUUUCCUUGCAGAAAGCACUCAGACUUGAAGCUGAAAGAAUUACCAUUAAAUGGGUGAUUUGUAUAGUGAUUGUCAGUGAGGUAGACCUCUUUUCCAAUAAAGUGCAAAUGAGAAUGCUAAUACUGGUAGGCUUGUUAAGAAGACUGAAAAAUUGCUGUAGUUACUAGAACCUAGGCAGGAAAAUGGUAUUUCAGCAUAUUGUUCUACACCAUUAUUCCCCCAGUAGUUACUUACUAUAAUUUGUUCCAUACAGUACUUUCUAUUAUAUAUGAAGAUUUCAUAAAAACUAGGAAAAUGGCUGUGAUAUCAAGCAGAAAAUGCAAGACAAGAGUGUAGGACAUUCACUUCUAGAACCACUAUGAUAAGGUAUUCAUGUAUGGAUCAGAACUGAGAGGAAUUCUGGGUGUAUCUAAUUGAUUUUUAGGUUUAUACCUGGUUUUCUUUUUGAAAUGUAUGCUGUUAUAAUAAAUUAUAUGAUGAGCAAAAAUUAGUCCCAAGAAAUCCCACAAUAUUUCCAUCUCCUUUGACUAUUUAGGAAAGGCUGGGUGGCUAGAUAGCAGAGAUUCCUCAGGGUUCUGAGAUUUCCAUUUGUGGUAGUAUGAACGGGUCAUUCCUUUUGACUUAGAUUCCCAGGGAUAUUCCUCACUGAAUAGGAAAUAUUUUUUCAUGAAGGAGGAAUUGGAAAUUUAGGACAAAAAGGGUUCUAUGUGAGGUGUUGACAAUGCAUGGGCAGUAUAAGGGGCAUUUUUCAUAUACAAAGGAGCUCUAUUUUUAGGGUUUCCCCCCUCCCCUUAUAUAGUAUUGUCUUUUUUUCCUCUGGGAUAUGUUCUUUUUUAUGUGAGAGUCCUCUGAUAGCUAAGUGCCAUUACCAAACUUUUAAUAAUUAUUUUAGGCAGGAUUUGUACGUACUCUUUUUUUUUUUUUAGAUUUGUUUCACAUCUUUCUGGACUUUGCCCCUAAGUCAUGAAUUCUAAUCCUAUGGAUUAUCAUGGAUCUGAAACCUCUGAUCCCAGAGAGUUAAUAAAAACAAGAUGAAAGUUGAACUGAGAGUCCAGAGAAUAGAGGUAAAUUCCUGAAAGAAAGAAACCUAAAGUGACAUCUGAUAGGUGUCACCCUUAGUAUAAAAUUCCAUCCCCAUGAGAUGAUCCCAAGUGGAGCCAUCUCUAUGAAGAUUAAGCCAGAGAAUACAGCACACAUAGCAGUGAGUGAAGUUCUGGGACAACAGCUGUUGGUGCCUGGAAGACUGGCUCCCCACCCUGAGAGGAUCCUCAGUUAGUUUAUGAUGCUCAGAUAGUGGAACAGCAGGGGUUCUCCAUGCAUUGCCUUUUGGAGAGGACAUAAAAUUAUGAAAAUCCCUAAUAUAGCUACAGGACCUGAAUAGGCUUCUUUUCCCCUAAAUUAUAGGUAUAACCAAUACCAGUGCUGGGUACUAGUGGAUGGCUUUACCUGGGCAUAUUGAAUCUUACUUUGAAGGCAGAGCCAUGAUUACAUAAAUUAGUAUAAAGCCAUCUGGGCUAUGAGGACUCUAAAGAUUACAAGCUUGGGGAGUGAUUUAUUGCAAAAAUAAUCUCAUUAUUAAAUGUUGAAAGUAUUUCAUUAAAAUGUGUAAAUAUAUGAAACUGCAGGAAAUUAUUUUGGAGUGUGUGUGUGUGUUUCUGGCCAGGUGGAAUAUGUGAGUCAUCUGGGUGCACUAAGUCAUAAAUAUUAUAUCGGUUCCUGGGUGACUUAUGGUUGCCAAGUGUUUUGAAGUAAUAUAGAUUCAGUAAAUAAAAAUGUUAAUUUAUAUCAUUUGCUCAAUAAUUUCUCUUUGUAGGAAAGGUAUUCUAUUAAAAAAUGGUCAGCCAAAAAAAAAA